Messenger RNA from Prunus armeniaca (apricot), 231 nucleotides. The record is from the annotation of a GenBank genome assembly. Lineage: Eukaryota; Viridiplantae; Streptophyta; Magnoliopsida; Rosales; Rosaceae.
AUGCGCAGGACACGCCCGGAGCCUCUUAAGGGGGGCCCAGGCACUUGCCAACUUCCUAAGGGAAACCAUCCUAAGGGAUGUGCAGGACACGCCCGGAGUCCCUCAAGGGGGACCCUGGCACUCGCCAACUUCCUAAGGGAAAAAACAUCAUACGGGAUGUGCAGAAUACGCUCGGAACCCCCCAAGGGGAACCCUGUCACUCAUAAAUCUCCAAAGAAGAAGUGCAAUUAA